AUGACAGCUCGCGUACUCGACCGCAUCCGCCGGUCAUACCAGUCCGCCACUACAGAUCUCUACAUCGAACAGCUCUGUACUUCCUGGAUCUUGCCAACAUGGCUGCUCGGGACUGUGCGAGCGAUUCUCAGCGUUUAUGCCUUUACCACACUCUUCUAUAUCAUCGGGUACCGAAUUGCCAUCGGCCAGGCUGAGGGAGUGCAGCAGAGCUUCAGCUAUUUUACUGUGCUUGGAUACUGGGGUCUAGCUUUCUACUUUGCUUUCGCAGCGCUGCAUACAACUUCCUAUGCGCUUCGAGAGAAAGCUCUGCUGCAAUCGUGGCCGACAUGGCUGAAGUAUCUGCAUAGCGUCUUCUACGCUACAGUUACAGUCUUCCCCUUCAUCGUCACCGCGGUCUACUGGGCAGUCCUGUCAAAGGACGCCUUUGUCUCCCAAUUCAGCACCUGGUCCAACAUCUCCGAGCAUGCCAUGAACUCCGCGUUCGCCUUUGUCGAACUCGCUCUACCGCGAUCCCAGCCUCAUCCAUGGACCAACCUCGCCCCUUUGAUCUUCAUCUUGGCGCUGUAUCUAAGCCUGGCGUAUCUCACGCAUGAGACGGAGGGCAUCUAUGUCUAUGACUUCCUUGAUCCCUCCAACGGCAGUGGCUCAGUCGCUGGCUACUGCUUUGCGAUUCUGGCUGCAUGCAUUGUGAUCUUCGUCGUCGUCCGCUAUCUGCAGCUUCUUCGCCAAUGGCUGACCGAGAACAAAUUUGGGACCGUACGCCUCGCGUCGACUGGGCGCGAUAUCGAGUCGAUGGAGCUCUCGAACGUCGUUGAUUUUGAUGCCAAACAUAGCCAAGGAUGA
Messenger RNA from Zasmidium cellare ATCC 36951, 843 nucleotides. RefSeq lists its product as uncharacterized. The transcript has 3 exons. The record is from RefSeq and is a predicted model, not a curated record. NCBI's taxonomy places the organism in Eukaryota, Fungi, Ascomycota, Dothideomycetes, Mycosphaerellales, Mycosphaerellaceae. Bases 1 to 843 code for a protein of 280 amino acids. Gene Ontology annotation, cellular component: membrane.